AUGGUCAGAACAGCAGCCACAUCAUCAGCAACAUCAAAACCAAAACCAGAUUGGACCUGGCUCACCUCCACCUCCCGGCUCGAGGAUAUUACACCAGAGCAAAGAAGACAAGCUGCUGGCUUGGUAGGGGGUGUACCUUGUGCGGUAGAUUUGACGCCUCGGUUGGCGUCUGAUCUUGAGAGGGAGGAUAAAGCGAAUGGAGGUGGGAAUGGAGGUAGAGGGAAGGAUGUCAAAGGUCAAGGUAAGGGAGAUGGAAGUGAGAAGGGAAAUGGAAAUGGAAAUGGAAAUGGAAAGGCCCAAGGAAGAGGGAAGGGGAAAGGCAAAGGACAAGCGGGAUGUAGAGCAAGAGGGUGUAAAACCAAUCCUGUUUGUUACAACCACCUCGGUAUCGAACCCCUCCUCGAACACGACGCCAAACAAUCCUGGAUCACGGACCAUCUAGGCGAUUCCGCAUCGGCAUUAUCAGAACAAAGAGACCCGGACGAACCUGCAGGUCUGCGCAAUCUCGGGGCAACUUGUUAUGCGAAUGCGUUUCUGCAGUUAUGGUUUCAUGAUGUGCCUUUUCGGAAUGCUGUUUAUGCUUGUGCUACCUCGGAAAACACUCCCCUCUUCCAACUCGCGCUCAUAUUCGGGAUGCUAGAACAUUCAGAGAAGAAGGUGGUUGAUCCGAUGGGGCUGAUUGAUGCGUUGAGAUUGAAUAAGGGGGAUCAGCAGGAUGCUGCCGAGUUCUCAAAGCUGUUCAUGUCGCUCAUAGCAUCAGAAUUCGGCAAGAACCCUGAUCCAAAGUUGAAGAAUCUGGUGUCAGACCAGUAUGAAGGCAAGAUGCGGUAUGUCACAAAGUGCGAGUGUGGGUAUGAAAGUGUUACCGAAACAACGUUUUUAGAACUCGAGUUGAGUUUGAAAGACAACACCACCCUCCAAAACCGCCUCGACACAUUCCUCCUCCCCGAGCUCCUAGACGGAGACAACAAAUACAACUGCCCCUCCUGCCUCUCCGCCCGACCCGCCACCCGCCGUCAAUUCCCAUCCCACCUCCCGCCCGUCAUCCACUUUUCCCUCAUGCGGUUUGUGUUUGAUAUGGCGAGCCUGAGUCGAAAGAAGAGUAAAGCGGGCAUAAGGUAUCCGAAGGAGAUUGUGUUGGGGAAUAGUGUCUAUCAGUUAAGGGGCGUUAUUACGCAUAUGGGGCCUAGUGCGCAUCAUGGUCAUUUCAUAUGUGAAACAUACGACGAACCCUCCGACAAAUGGUACAUCUACAACGACGAAACUGUCUCCCCCAAACCCCCUCGACCCACCAAACGUCUCAAAAUCUCAUCAUCCUCCUCCUCCCCGCCUCCUCCAGGAGAAGAAUCCUCCAAAGACGCUUAUAUGCUGGUGUACAGACGUCGGGAUGGGCCUAUAAGGGCGGAGGGGGUGCCAGGGGUGGUGAGGAGGAAGGUGGAGGAGGUUAAUGGGAGGUGGAGGGAGGAGAUUAAUGGGGUGGUGGUGAGAAGGGAGGUUUUGGUGGAUGAGUGGGAUCAUUUCAAGGGGGGUAAGAUGGAUACGGACUUUAUCGUACCGAGGGAAGCGUUGGCAGGAUGGUUCCAGGCGAAAACGUUUGACGAGCUCUAUGCGCCGUUCGAUUUCGGCCCAGUAAUGUGCGACCAUGGACAGAUCGACCCAUCCACAUCAUCCGAAUUACGCCUCAUCUCGGCCCUCGCACACGACAAGCUCUCACACUACUCCAACCUCCCAUCGCUCGACAUUUGCCCCGACUGUAUCGGCGUCGAAUUCGCCAAGCGGCUGAAAGAUGCCGAGCGACAAGCGGCGGUGGAGGGGUACGACGAGUUGAUGUCGGAUCUGACGGGGGAUGAUGAAGGGGAAAUGUGGUGUAUCCCCCAAACUUGGGUACUUCACUGGCGCGCUGGUAAACUGCCCCCCGGCGCGACACCGGCGAGUGAAGAGUACACGCUCUUCUGCCAACACGGUAAACCUUCUCCGGAUAUACCUGCUACAUCCAACAUUACCGCUUCCGCCCUCGCGCACCUCCACUCCAUCUUUGGUGACUUUGCUGCUUUUCACCCGUCCGACCCAAUUUGUGAAGAAUGUUCGCAGUCGGGCCAGGCGGACGCGGCGAUGAUGGCGCAGUGGAAGGUCGAUGUCAAGUUUGAUAGGGCGAUCAAGAAACAUCUCGAUCCCAAACCGCCGGCCUAUGGUUUGGACUAUUUCGUGCUACCGACGCGGUGGGUCGGGGAGUGGGAGGAGUAUAUGAAAACGCCCAGGGAGAGGCCGGAGCUGGAUAUGGAGAGGGAUGGGUAUUGUGAGCAUGGGAUGUUGGAUUGGGAUCCGGAGACGACGAGGUGUCGGAUCGUAGAUGAGAAUGGUUGGAAUUUGAUCUGUCAGAAGUAUGGGGAUCAACGUAAACCUGUCAAAAUCCAGUUUGGACCAGAGAUUGCACAAGGCAAAAAGUACGGGAUCCAGAGCGUCUCGGCGUCGGUAUGCGAACCAUGCCGCUCGGCUCGGCUGUCGACAUACGAAUCUACCACUAUCCCUAUCAUCUUCACCCCCGCCUCCACCAACGGGCACGCCAAUGGCCAAAGCAACGACAAUGACAAAGCGGCGAAUGGGAACGGCAAAACAGCCCGCACCACCGGCCGUUCUUUGCGUGCCCGAAACAAAACCCUCGAAAUACCUGCUACCCCAAGAACGACAAUCAAAGAAAUCAAAGUCGAAAUCAUGAACCAGACCGGCAUUUUUCCCAUGCUCCAGAAACUCUUCUACCACGACCGCGAGCUGGACGAAGGGGAAAAGACGGUGAGGGGCGUGGGGUAUCUGGAAGGCGAGGAGAUGGUGUUGGAAGAGGUGGAUGGAGAGGGAGAGUGGGAUGAUGAUGGGGUGAAGAGUGAAGGGGUGGAGGAAGGGUUUGGGGGGACGGCGUUGUUGGCGAGGAUCAAUUGCCCGGAUUGUACUUACGAGAAUGAUGGGACGGCGACUUGCUGCGAUAUGUGCGGUCGGGUGAGUCUUUCGAGUUUCGUUCGUUGA
This is a messenger RNA of Cryptococcus wingfieldii CBS 7118, 3018 nucleotides long. RefSeq lists its product as hypothetical. Gene Ontology annotation, cellular component: cytosol; nucleus. Lineage: Eukaryota; Fungi; Basidiomycota; Tremellomycetes; Tremellales; Cryptococcaceae. The transcript is spliced from 9 exons. Gene Ontology annotation, molecular function: protein binding; cysteine-type deubiquitinase activity; cysteine-type endopeptidase activity. The record is from RefSeq and is a predicted model, not a curated record. Gene Ontology annotation, biological process: protein deubiquitination. The coding region runs from base 1 to 3018 and encodes 1005 amino acids.